This is a messenger RNA of Oncorhynchus tshawytscha (Chinook salmon), 1749 nucleotides long. Its product is annotated as early nodulin-75-like. The record is from RefSeq and is a predicted model, not a curated record. The transcript has 3 exons. NCBI's taxonomy places the organism in Eukaryota, Metazoa, Chordata, Actinopteri, Salmoniformes, Salmonidae. The coding region runs from base 1 to 1749 and encodes 582 amino acids.
AUGAAAAGAGAGAGAGACCCCCAGAGAUCCCCCUCCAGAGAGACCCCCAGAGAGAUCCCCCUCCAGAGAGACCCCCAGAGACCCCCCGAGACAGACCCCCAGACCCCCACUCCAGAGAGACCCCCCAGAGAUCCCCCUCCAGAGAGACCCCACCCAGAGAUCCCAGAGAGACCCCAGAGAGAGCCCCCAGAGAGACCCCCAGAGAGAUCCCCCACUCCAGAGAGACCCCCACAGAGAUCCCCCAGAGAGACCCCGCCCCAGAGAGAUCCCCCCUCCAGAGACCCCCUCCAGAGACCCCCUCCAGAGAGACGCCCCCCAGAGACCCCCACCCCAGAGAGAUCCCCCAGAGAGACCCCCAGAGAGAUCCCUCCUCCAGAGAGACACACCCCCAGAGAGAUCCCCCACUCCAGAGAGACCUCCCCUAGAGAUUCCCCUCCAGAGAGACCCCCCAGAGAUCCCCCUCCAAAGAGACCCCCAGAGAGAUCCCCCAGAGAGAUCCCCCUCCAGAGAGACCCCCUCCAGAGAGAACCCCCAGAGAGACUCCCUCCAGAGAGACCCCCUCCAGAGAGACCCCCAGAGAGAUCCCCCUCCAGAGAGACCCCCAGAGACCCCCCGAGACAGACCCCCAGAGAGAUCCCCCACUCCAGAGAGACCUCCCCAGAGAUCCCCCUCCAGAGAGACCCCACCCAGAGAGAUACUCCCCAGAGAGACCCCCGAGAGAGAGCCCCCAGAGAGACCCCCAGAGAGAUCCCCCACUCCAGAGAGACCCCCACAGAGAUCCCACUCCAGAGAGACCCCGCCCCAGAGAGAUCCCCCACUCCAGAGAGACCCCCUCCAGAGAUCCCCCCUCCAGAGAGACGCCCCCCAGAGAGACCCCCACCCCAGAGAGACCCCCCAGAGAGACCCCCAGAGAGACCCCCUCCAGAGAUCCCUCCUCCAGAGAGACACACCCCCAGAGAGAUCCCCCACUCCAGAGAGACCUCCCCUAGAGAUUCCCCUCCAGAGAGACCCCCAGAGAUCCCCCUCCAAAGAGACCCCCAGAGAGAUCCCCCUCCAGAGAGACUCCCCCAGAGAUACCUCCCCAUGAGAUCCCCCUCCAGAGACCCCCUCCAGAGAGACCCCCAGAGAGACUCCCUCCAGAGAGACCCCCUCCAGAGAGACCCCUCCAGAGAUACCCCCUCCAGAGAGACCCCCUCCAGAGAGACCCCCAGAGAGACCCCCCAGAGAGACUCCCUCCAGAGAGACCCCCCAGAGAUCCCCCCUCCAGAGAGACCCCCCCAGAGAUCCCCCUCCAGAGAGACCCCCAGAGAGAUCCCCAGAGAUACCCCCCAGAGAUCCCCCCAUGAGAUCCCCCUCCAGAGAGACCCCCCCAGAGAGACUCCCCCAGAGAGACCCCCUCCAGAGAGACCCCCUCCAGAGAGACCCCCUCCAGAGAUACCCCCUCCAGAGAGACCCCCUCCAGAGAGACCCCCAGAGAGACUCCCUCCAGAGAGACUCCCUCCAGAGAGACCCCCUCCAGAGAGACCCCCCAGAGAGACUCCCUCCAGAGAGACCCCCUCCAGAGAGACCCCCUCCAGAGAGACCCCCAGAGAGACCCCCAGAGAGACUCCCUCCAGAGAGACCCCCUCCAGAGAGAACCCCUCCAGAGAGACCCCCUUAAUUUUAAAUAUUCAUUAUGAUAGACCUAGUGAACUAAAGGGCCACAUGGCCAUGUCUGGUGUUACUGAGGCUCAGCUCCAUCCCAUCUAG